AUGUGGCCACAGGACCUCGAUGCUCUGGUGGUCGGCGCGGGCUUCGGCGGCAUUUACCAGCUCAAGAAGCUGCUCGACCAAGGCCUGAACGUCAAGGCCAUAGACAAGGCAGGCGAUGUCGGCGGGACGUGGUACUGGAAUCGCUACCCGGGAGCCAUGUCGGAUACCCGUUCGUUCCUCUACCGAUACUCCUGGGACCACGAAGAUCUCGUCGAGUAUCCCUGGGACAGUGAGUACUUGCAAGGUCCGGAGAUUCUGAAAUACCUGGAACACGUCGUAGAGCGACACCAUCUCCGGCCGCACUUCCAGUUCGGGACCGAGAUGCUGGGAGCCGACUGGAGCGACUCGGAGCGCCGCUGGACGGUGGCCCUCUCGACGGGCGAGGUAGUGAAAACCACGUACCUGGUCACCGCCCUCGGCCUCCUCUCCCGGACCAACUUUCCCCAGAUCCACAACCUCGACCAGUUCGCCGGCGAGCUGUACCAUACCGCCGCAUGGCCGAGGGACGCCGAUCUGAGAGGCAAACGGGUCGGCGUCAUCGGGAACGGGUCCACGGGCGUGCAGCUCAUCACAGCCCUGGCCAAGUCGGAGGAGCUGCAGCAGCUCCUCUGCUUCCAGCGCAAUCCCCAGUACACCGUCCCCGCGGGCAACGGCCCCGUGACACGCGAGGCGCGGAAAGCCCUCAACGAGAAUUACCGGGCAGUCUGGGAAGAGGCGAUGAGGAGCAAGUUCGCCUUCGGCAUCCACGAGACCACGCGGACGACAGCCAGCGUGAGCGCCGAGGAGCGCGAGCGGAUCUACGAGGAGGCGUGGGCAAAGGGCAACGGCUUCUGCUUCAUGUUCGAGACGUUCGGCGACAUUAGCAUCGACGAGGCGGCGAACACCGCCGCGGCGGACUUUAUCCAACGGAAGAUCCGCGCGAUUGUCCAGGACAAGGAGAAGGCGCGCAAGCUGUGUCCGACGCAGUGGUACGCGCGCCGCCCGUUGUGCGACUCGAACUACUACGAGCAGUUCAACCGUGCCAACGUCGACAUCGUCGAUAUCAAGACGCACCCCAUCACCGAGCUCACGCCGGCAGGCAUCAAGACCGCCGACGGCCGGGUGUAUGAGCUCGACGUGCUUAUUUGCGCCACGGGCUUCGAUGCCGUGGAUGGCAACUAUACGCGCAUGUGCGUGAGGGGCCGAGGAGGGGAGACGCUGAAAGACCACUGGGCCGAGACGGGUCCGACCUCGUACCUGGGCAUGAGCGUCGCAAACUUCCCCAACCUGUUCAUGGUGCUGGGUCCCAACGGCCCGUUCUCGAACCAGCCUCCGGCUAUCGAGAGCCAGGUGGACUUUAUCGCCGAGCUCAUUGCCCGGGCGGAGAGCACCGCACCGCGGGCGACAGUCCGCGGUCCGGCAUCGGCCCAGGCGAAUGGCUUCACCAUGCCUGAGCCGACCCAGGCGCAGGGCGGGAGUCAGACGCAGGAAGCCGGCCCAGGCGUCGUCUGUCGCGGCGUGAUUGAGGCCGAGCUAGAGGCGGAGAAGAGCUGGACGGAGCACUGUGAGCGGAUCAGUGCCGACAGCUUGUUCCGCAGGGUCGACUCGUGGAUAUUCGGCAAGAACAUUCCGGGGAAGAAGGCCGCGACCGUGUUCUACUUUGGCGGCUUGGGUGCGUAUCGGAAGGAGGUGCGCGACCGGAUCGAGGACGACUUGCGAGGCUUCCGGGUAUCGUGA
Drepanopeziza brunnea f. sp. 'multigermtubi' MB_m1 is the source of this 1716-nucleotide messenger RNA. RefSeq lists its product as uncharacterized. Gene Ontology annotation, molecular function: flavin adenine dinucleotide binding; NADP binding; N,N-dimethylaniline monooxygenase activity. NCBI's taxonomy places the organism in Eukaryota, Fungi, Ascomycota, Leotiomycetes, Helotiales, Drepanopezizaceae. The record is from RefSeq and is a predicted model, not a curated record.